Dermacentor silvarum is the source of this 6828-nucleotide messenger RNA. RefSeq names its product E3 ubiquitin-protein ligase NEDD4 (gene Nedd4). Gene Ontology annotation, molecular function: protein binding; sodium channel inhibitor activity; ubiquitin protein ligase activity. Lineage: Eukaryota; Metazoa; Arthropoda; Arachnida; Ixodida; Ixodidae. The coding region runs from base 344 to 2902 and encodes 852 amino acids. The transcript has 21 exons. Gene Ontology annotation, biological process: regulation of dendrite morphogenesis; ubiquitin-dependent protein catabolic process. The record is from RefSeq and is a predicted model, not a curated record.
UUUUGUUGAGAGCUCCUAGAACUUUUCUAGUAGAUUAUUAAAUAAUCCAGAGAAUUGGUACUUCAUAAGCAUAGCUUGCGCUUGUAGAAGAGGCGUGUCCUGUUGUGUACGCAUCUGAGGGAAUACGUCAUGGUGAUCGCCCUCCGUCAGUGCCGUGUAAUACGCGGAAAUCUUACCGAGCUGAAAUGGUCAACAGUUUUAGUGAAGUUUCGUGCUUCAUGUGUUGGAUUUGAAGUGGCUCGCUCGUGAAGAAAGCAACCCGCUCGACGCAAAGCUGGUGCGCGCCAAGGAAGGACCGGAAAAUAGGGCACAGUACGGAACGCAUCCAGGCAUUGCGUAUGGCAUGGCGGACGGGGGCCAGUCUACGGAGAACCCCACAGCCGAAGAGAGCACGAGUCAAGGCGGCACAACGAAGCUGCUGCGGCUGCGGAUUGUGGCAGGCCACAGCUUGGCAAAAAAGGACAUUUUUGGAGCAAGCGAUCCCUAUGUGCGAAUUGACCUUGUCAAGGCUAGGGGCGACAGCUACACGGUUUUGGAUUCACUCUACACAAAAACCAAAAAGAAGACGCUGCAUCCAAAAUGGGAUGAAGAGUUUGUGAUCAAGGUUGAUCCUCAGGAGCACAAGAUAGUCAUGGAAGUCUUUGAUGAAAACAGACUGUCUUUAUGGCGAGGAAUUCGAUCGAACAGUGUGCCCGCUGCUGUCACAGUGUCUGGUGUGCGCUCAAUGCCACAGACUCGCGAUGACUUCCUGGGUCUGGUGGAGCUGCCCCUGGCGGCCAUACCUGUGGAACGACCAGGGAGGCACAUCCCUCACAAAUACUACCUGCUCCGGCCACGCAGCAGCGCCAAGUCCCGGGUCAAGGGCCACCUGCAGGUCUACCACGCCUACCUGCCUGAUGGGGAGAUGCAAGCAGCUGAGAACGCAAACCAGAGCUCUACAGAUGAGGGCUGGGAGGUGGUGGAUGCGGAAGAUGGCGGGCCGCCAUCAUCUCAGGGGGCCGCAACCAGCAGCAGUCCAGAGUUUGCAGGCAGCGAAGCGCCUCCAUCACCACUGCCACCUGGCUGGGAGGAGCGGGAAGACGCCUGUGGGCGUAUCUAUUACGUCAACCAUGUGGCACGCACAACGCAGUGGGAGCGUCCUAUUCAGGGGAGUGAUGGUGUAGAAGAGGGUGCAGCUGCUCACCAGCGGAACCUAGACCUGGCGCAGGAGUUCCAGCGGAGGGUCCACAUCAGCGUUGACGAGACAGCCGAUCACUCCGCUGCCCCUAAUCACACAGAAGAGCCGCAGGCGGCACCACCUGUGCAGAGGGGCAGUGUUGUGGAGGCUAUCGCACAGCAGAAUGGAACUCUGCCUCCUGGUGCCAACUCACAGCGCCGGUUUACCUUGCCCAUGGAGGCCAACGUGCGGCCCCAGCUGACGUCAGCGCCUCAACCGAGUCCUGAGGGUUUGCCAGCUGGCUGGUCCCUGCAGGUGGCUCCCAAUGGGCGCCUGUUCUUCAUCGACCACAACACCAAGACCACCACCUGGGUGGAUCCCAGGACUGGAAAACCAAGUGACUUACCGCGGCAUGGCAGCCUUCCAGGAAGCCAGCAAAACACCAUGGAUGACUUGGGACCGCUUCCUGAUGGCUGGGAAGAGCGCAUUCACACAGAUGGCCGAAUUUUCUUCAUUGAUCACACUGCAAGGAUAACACAAUGGGAGGACCCUCGCUUCAACAAUCCCAACGUUGCUGGUCCCGCUGUGCCAUAUUCAAGGGAUUAUAAGAGGAAGUACGAGUAUCUCAAAUCCAAGCUUCCAAAGCCACCGGGAAACAUUCCGAACAAAUUUGAGCUCAAGAUAUCACGAGCUCGGAUUCUGGAAGACUCGUAUCGUAUCCUAAGCAAUGUUACAUGUGUGGAUCGCCUGAGAUCCAAGCUUUGGGUCGAGUUUGAUGGUGAAGAGGUUCUGGACUACGGUGGCGCCUCACGGGAGUUCUUCUACCUGCUGUCUCGUGAGAUGUUCAACCCAUAUUAUGGCCUCUUCGAGUAUUCGGCAGCGGAUAACUACACACUUCAGAUCAACCCGUGCUCAGGAAUGUGUAAUGAAGAUCACCUCUCUUACUUCAAGUUUAUUGGAAGAGUGGCUGGUAUGGCUGUUUAUCAUGGGAAAUUGCUUGAUGCAUUCUUCAUUCGACCUUUCUACAAAAUGAUGCUGGGGAAGCCAAUCACUAUCAAGGACAUGGAGUCUGUGGACACGGAAUACUACAACUCGUUGCGCUGGAUCAUGGACAACGACCCCGCCGAGCUGGACCUCCGAUUCUCGGUGGACGAGGACCUGUUUGGGCAGAUGCAGCAGCGUGAGCUCGUGCCUGGUGGCGCUGACCUACCUGUCACGCAGGAGAACAAGGCCCGCUAUGUUGACCUGGUGAUCCAGUGGCGAUUUGCAUCACGUGUGCGGCCCCAGAUGAAUGCCUUCCUCGAAGGCCUGAACGAACUGGUUCCCCUGGCUUUGCUGCGUGUCUUCGAUGAGCACGAGCUUGAGUUGCUCAUGUGUGGCAUCGGCCAGAUUGACGUGCGUGACUGGCGGCGCCACACUGUCUACAAGGGUGGCUAUCAUGCCAACCACGUGGUGGUCCAGUGGUUCUGGAGGCUAGUGCUGUCAUUCAACAACGAGAUGCGAUCACGCCUGCUCCAGUUUGUGACGGGCACCUCGAGGGUCCCGAUGAACGGCUUUGCCGAGCUGCACGGCAGCAACGGGCCGCAGCCGUUCACACUGGAACGGUGGGGCUCGCCCAGCAACCUGCCUCGCUCUCACACCUGCUUCAACCGUUUAGAUCUGCCAAUGUAUGAAAGCUACCAAGAUCUCCGGGAGAAAUUGAUACAAGCCAUCGAAGGGUCAGAAUCCUUUGGAGGAGUCGACUAACAUUCCAAGCUGCCAUGGUGUCUGAAGCUUCUGCGGCACAUUUUCACAGGGACAAGACCUAUGUGCAUGUCCACAGGGUUUCAACAGUCGUGUACGCCAUCUUAUCUCGUGUGUCAGCACAAGAACAAGUUUUAGUCGCCCACAUGCAACAAGUGCCUUUCUGCUGCUCAUCCAGCCAAUGGGGGCCACGAUAUAAGCUUGCUUUCUUCUUUUUGCUCUUGUGUGGACUAUUGACCAACCUUGCCCAGCCUGAUGGGGUAUUCUUGUUUGUGCCUUUGCAGGCACGUAGUAGUAGCAUCUCUCAAUCAUUCAUCUGGUUUUGGCAGGCAUCAUUGUUUUGCCAUUUUGGUUGAGGGUUUCUUAUUUUAGCUUCAUCGUAACCCAGUCUUCUGAGGCAGCAACCAGUCGUAUGUCUUGUUGGUUGUAGCAAGUGCUCAUUGCAAAUGCUGCUAUUUGGACUUGUCGGAGCAAAGUACAUAGUGCAUUGGAGACAAGGACAGCCAAAAGAAAUAAGACGUACAUAGAUUCACGUGUGCCAUUUCUUUCUGCUGUCCCUGCGCACAAUGUGAUAUCUAUUCUGCUUGUUGAAGCCACGUGGAUAAAAUUCUGAUCUUGAGGAUAGCCACGCAUCGCUAGAGGCUUUUUACCUCAUAUUGAUUGAGUGAAGAUCUUCAAAAGUAUAAACUGCAGGAGGCUGACAACUGGCAUAUUAACUAGCACAAUUUGUUUACUCCUGUGUGAUGAAGCAACUGCUACAAGCUUCUCCUUGGUGACAUUACAUACGGAGUUGGAUGCACUCAGUUUUGUCCUUGCGUUUUCUUCAACAGUUUGAACAGCAUUCAGUGUGUACCUGUUGUUGACAACAGCAACAUAAUUAUAGAGGGCGCCACACAGUGGCACCUGUAAUGUCUUUUAACUAGUCAGUUCUACGACAAGCCCUUCAGGCUGUCGGUUUAUGUCAGAUUGAUAGUUUCAGAUUCUGAAAUGAGAGGUGCAGUUUGUCGAGCAAUGGAGAGUGUUGAACAUUGCGGAAACCUUGUGAAAAGAAGUGUUUUCUUCUUUCUGGUUUAUGAAUUCAUGUUUGCAAGACCUGUGUGUUCGGGAAUCAUCACAAACUGUAAGCAUAAGUGCCAGUGUGAGCUCACGUGCUCGUGUGUACACAAGCAUGCUCAGCUCCACGUAUAUUAGUUGGAGAAGCACUUGUUUCAAUGUUACUGUAUUGCACGGAGAUUGUCAAUGGUCGUUGUCACUGCACCUGAUGCUCUCUUUCAGACUAGUUGAGGCAUGUCUGCAGAGAGAGGUAUUGUUGAGAGAUUGUGAAGCAAAUAUGUUGCAUUUGCACGAAUAUAACAUGAGGUAUUUUUUUUAUAUGUUGUGCUUUAGUAUGCAGUGAGCUCAACUACUAGGCAACUGGACUUUGCAGAAAAGCGAACUUUUCGAUGUCGUAAGGAGAAUGUCAGUGUACAUGCGUGGGUGGGAGUGAAGUCGCUAUUAAGAAGAUGCACGCCAAUGCAACUUCACUUUUACAAGCACAGCUAUCCUGGCUGGCUCGUGGCAUUUCAUGGGCCAUUUCUGUCAGUUUAGUGGUGGGGUGUUACCGUGAUGCACACCCUUGCAAGCUGUGGUGCAUGUGCAAGUUUCAUGGAGUCAUGUAUCACUGUUGCCAAUCACACAUUACGCCUUGCUAAAGCACUAGAAGCUGAUUAAUAGGCUUGAGUUUCACAUUGUUACGUCACAUUACAAUGGUAACAUUGAUUUAUUUUCUUACUUGUCAAGUCUCGCAUUAUAUUCGUGUAAAUGCAGCAUGUUGCUCCAGCAUGCAUGGGUACAUUGAGGGAAUCAGAGUGGCCUCAAGAAAUGUCGCGCAGCAUGUGUGAUUGUGCUUUACCAUGCACCAAGUGUUCUCCAUUGCAAACAGUUUGAACUGAUGACGUGUAUUGUCUACUGUGCAGAUGCAGCUAGGGCUGCAGUGUGUGCGAAUAUUUUGCAUUCUCCAAGCGCACAACAAAGCGGUGUAUAGCGCUACAGUAUUCAAGCACAUUCAUUUGCAAUUUGGCCUAGUUUUUACAUGAUUGUGACGACGAAGGCUAGUACGGGGCCUCGAGAGCACUGCUCUCAGUGGAAUUAGUGGGUGAUAAAGUUUAUUGUCUGCAUGCACAGUGUGGUUCUUGAUGUGCCAGUUUCUAUCAAAGGCGGCUAGCACUAGCGUGAAAGACUGCAUUCCUGUACAUUGCAUCCCUACCUUGCUGCUUUUAAACCAAGGUGGAGCAAAUUGCUGCACAGUAGCUCUUGUUGACAAAAACCCUUAGCUAAGUCAUUAACGCACUUGUUUGAACUUUUAUAUACAUAUAUAUGUGAAAGUUGUUGAACUCCUUUGAACAUGCAGCUCCAUCUAAGUACGACUGAAAAAACAAACAGCUCUAUAUGCAGAAACUCGCUUUUGAUAUUGCUGCUUGUCAAGCAAAAGAAGCACUUACAUUAUUUAGGAUUUUUCAGUGCGUCAUGUCUUGCUCUCGAGAUUUUUAGUUAGCUUUUAUGGGAAUAGAAAGCUUGUUUUGUAUAUUAUUUCAUACAUGGACUUGUGUUUGGGUUAUCGUGACUUUUGAAUUGCUGUACUGGAGGAGUUAUGCCAUUUGGGUUAGGUUGAGUUUUGAACUGUGUAAUAUACAGCCAUUUAUUAGAGCUUUACUUAGAAGGAUCGAGGUUAUUAUUGAUUUACAUAUUUACGUGUAUGUAUAUUGUGUGUUCAUAUACUAUCCAGACUUUUUGGCUGCUUUAUGUAUUAUGUGAGGCAACCAUGUGCAACAACAGUGACACUAUAAAACGACGAAGUUACUCCAUUUAGCAAGGUUAGUACAGCCAUAACCAUUCUGAAAAAAAAAAAAAGUAUUUCUGUGAGGACUUGAUGGAAUCUUGUGGUACUUAAUUCAGUUUUUAAUCGUGCUUUACUUCUCAAAGCCUUGCAUACGGGAUCGUGUACAGCGCACAAGUAGGCAGCAAAGCACCAUAUAAGGGGUAUAUAUAUGCUUUGUAAUGCAUACUUUAGCUUGUGUCGGACAAGUUAGCCUUCAAAAGAAAUGUGCUUGACAGCUGUUCCUGCACAAAACCUUUUCUUUAUAAUCAGUCAAUCUCCUCUACCAGUACUACCAGCAGUUUUUAUGACCUUUACCUACCUCUUGCAAAGAAAGCCAGCUUUGAGCCUUGUAUAUCUCGACAUGCAACUUUACUAGACGAGCACAUGAAGGAAAAUGUUUGAGCAUUGGCACCUUUUCUCUUGCCAUGUUGACACAAUAUAUAUAUGUUGACCACGCACCAGCACAGAAGUUGAAAAGUGGCAACACUCGCAGCAUACCUGUUUGCCUUAUGCUUGAACUCUGCAAACAGGAUUGGAAUAUUUCGUGCCAUCACACGAGGCAGCAGUUGGCUUCUGAUUGUUACAGAACAGCACUUGCUGACAGCAUGUUUGCUCAAUUUAGGAGUUGAAGGCACAUUAUCAGUUUAAUUACUUUACGCACUCAGCUUCUCCUGUUGCUGGAUUUUAUGCUGCCCUGCUUUUUUUAAUGGAACUGUGCCGAGUUCAAGCAAGAUUUCACUUUAUGCAUGUGAUUAUCGAACCCCUUUGGAGUGCACGCUGUCUUUUUACGAUUUCAUUUCUUAUUUUGCUGUUUUGGCACGCACAUAUCUUUACAAGGAGCCUGUGAAAAAUGCUGUUGCUUGAUUUUUUUUUACUGACAAACAGUGCACCCAAGUGUUUUCACUGUGUGCAUUGUGUAGGUCCUUUUUCUCCAUUGUUAAAAAUGCAAAAUUUUCAUGGCAAACUCGCGCCUUCUGCUCGAGCUUCAAGUCACGCACCGAGUCAUUCAAGUUUGUGUACAAUAAAUAGCGUUUGGCAGAUGCCUUUAUUUAUAAAUAAAACUUAGAACUGA